AAAGAGUGAAAAAAAGAAAAGAAAAAAAGAAAGAAAAAGAAAAAACAAAGGAGAAGAACAACACUCUUAGCAGAGAGAGAGAGAGAGAGAGAGAGAUCGAGCUAUACACAAAGCAGAAACAAAAAUUCAAUUCACAAAUUAGCAACAACAACAAAAAUCAAAACAAAACAAAAACACAUAGAGAGAAAAAAAAAGAAAUUAACGAAGCUUCGAAGAUUCGAAAUCAGCAAAGUGAGGUUCGUGAUUUCUAUGAAAAUUUCUGAACUUUGCUAAGUUCAAUCAAUUGAUCUCUUCGUUAUUCAAAGUUCGGAGCUUUUGGGAUUUCACGAAGCAAUGAGGGUUUUCAGAUUGGUGCAACUGUUGUGACGUUCGGUUCAAUUUCUUUACCGUAACCAUGGUGUUUCGGACCCUUUGGUUUGGUUUUUCAAACUUAGGGUUUUGAUUUGCCAUUAAAUUUCGUUGAAUUGGGAUUUUUUGCUUUGGGUUAGUGUGAUUUUUUUAGCGGUUUGAUUUCUAGGGUUUUGGUAUUGGGGGAAAUUGAGAUUUGGCUUUUGCAUUGUGUGGUUUUUUUGUGUUUGAAUUUUUGUGGGUAUGAGGGUAGUUUUAUUCAGGUUCAAAAUUGGUGAUUUUGGUUGGGUUACUGUUAUUAGAAUGGUUUGUGUAUGUUCUAUUAGUUUGUAUAUGCAGAGUUUGUGGCGGUUGAUUUGUUUUCAAUGAUGUAGGAGAGGGUAAGUUCUGAUAUUUUUGAAACACAAAUAACAAUAAGUGUAAUUGGCUAAAAUUGAAGUUACUGGUGAGUGGGUUGUUUUUUUGAUUUUGUUGGAAGGUGUAUGAGAAAUGCAACCCCAACAGAGCUCGAGAAUUGAUUUGGGAGAGUUAAAAGUACUGAUUGUAAAGAAGAUUGGAGCGGAGAAGUCAAAGCGGUACUUUUAUUACCUGAACAGGUUUUUGAGUCAGAAGUUGAGUAAGAAUGAGUUUGAUAAGUUAUGUUUUCGGGUACUUGGGAGGGAGAACCUUCCGUUACACAAUCAUUUUAUCAGGUCGAUUUUGAAGAAUGCCUCGCAAGCUAAGACCCCGCCAAUAGUCCAUCCAUCGGGUCCUUCGAAAUCAGGAGCACAUGUUACUAAUUUAUCUCCUGGUAGGGAAGAUGGGCAUGAGCAAAGUGUUGCUAACUUUCAAAAUCAUAAUGUUUCUGUUUGGUCAAAUGGGGUUUUGCCGGUGUCCCCACGUAAGUUAAGGUCUGGAAUGCGUGAUCGGAAGCUUAAAGACAGACCAAGCCCCCUUGGACCAAAUGGGAAAGUUGAUUCCGUUGCUCAUAAAUCCACGGCUACAGAAGACAGUGGCAGUAAGGAGAAUGGAACUCUUACUCCAUGUGAUUAUCAGCGACCAACUCAGCAUCUUCAAGCAGUUUCUGAACUACCUGAGAAUAAUAUGGGGGGUGGUAUGACUAUGCAGGGACUUGCAGAAAAACCAAGAAUACGUGGCAAAGGGCUGACUGAAAUAUCAACUGUGGAAGAUGGAGAGGAGGUGGAGCAAUUAAACCGCCUCAAUUUUGCCAGAAAUCCGCUGAUAGCACCACUUGGGAUUCCUUACUGCUCUGCAAGUGUGGGUGGGGCCCUCAAAGCAUUGCCGGUGAAUAGCACCGGUGAUUUUGGUAGUUGUUGUGACAGUGGUUGGUUAUCUGAUACAGAUACAUUAAGAAGGCGCAUGGAGCAGAUUGCAAUGGUACAGGGUCUUGGAGGUGUUUCUAUGGAAUGUACAAGUGUGUUGAAUAGUGUUUUGGAUGUAUACUUGAAACGGUUGAUCAAGUCUUGUGUUGAUUUAGUGGGGGCUAGGUCUGCAAAUGAGCCGACAAAGCUCCCAAUUUCACAGAAGCAGAUUCAGGGGAAGGUCAUUAAUGGCAUGUUGCCACAUAAUCAUUUACAUGUGCAGAGUGCUGGUAAGUUGGUAGAGUCUGAGCCUGAACACAGAUCCCAGUUGUCGGUAUCUUUACAUGAUUUUAAAGUAGCGAUGGAGCUAAAUCCACAGCAACUUGGAGAAGAUUGGCCACUGCACUUGGAGAAAAUUUCUAUGCAGUCUUUUGAAGAAUAACACAUCAAUUAAGAUUUUUUUACCUUUCAUAAGCAAAGAUUUGAUCUUUUUCUUCUGGUUCUGAUGGCUCACUGGUACUUGGUGAUUAUUGGUAUACUUGACUCUGAUCUUAUUAUCACGAUGAACCAGAUAACUCCAAAAUGGGGAAUUUCUAGCCGUCAAGGAUCAAAUGCUGGUUUUGAGCUUCCAAAUGUCUUAUCUUUGCUAUGCGGAGAUCUAGGAUGGAUCAGAUAUAUAUAUUUAACUGCAACCAAGGGUAUUAUCAAAUGAAGCCCAGGAUUGGUUGCACUGUUGUAUGUUUAGCAUUGAUGUUGGCUGUAUUGUUGCUAUUCCAAGAGAUCUCAAGGUUUUUGUUUGCAUUACAGCCAAUGAAGAGACUUAGAAAAAGUUUUGCAGUGAUACUAUUGUGUAGCUGGGAUCAAGGGACUGUGACAUGUAUAAGAGCUGAAGGGUUGCUCUGUAUGUAUUUUUAGAAUAUGAUGAUUAAUUGAAAUUUGAUAUUAAUAACACGUCAAGAUCUAUUGAAAUUUUCUUGAUGAUAUCAGUUUUAUGGUUGAGUUCCAUGGCCCCAAGUUAGACAAAUAUCUGAAGUAGUUUUUUAUUUUCAACUUUAUUCAUAAUGUAGAUCUGUAAGUUACAUUUCUCUUUCAGUUCAAAUAACUUUGGUGACAAUAAAUGAAUUUGUGAUCAUAUGUUAUACCAUUAAA
Molecule: messenger RNA, 2798 nt
Organism: Cicer arietinum (chickpea)
Lineage: Eukaryota; Viridiplantae; Streptophyta; Magnoliopsida; Fabales; Fabaceae
Biological process (GO): regulation of transcription by RNA polymerase II
Cellular component (GO): SAGA complex
Molecular function (GO): transcription coactivator activity
Source: RefSeq, a predicted model, not a curated record